AUGUUUGCCGGUUCUGUGGCUACAGUGACCACUGGUUUACUACUUCAGGACAAGAUAUGUAGCCUGCUAGGCAUGUUUAUAUUUCUGUUUCACAAUCGCAACAGUACACUGUUGGGAGCGAUUCCAUCAGUGAUUUGGUCCCUAUUUAUCGGUGCAUUUACUGACAAAUUCCUGAACGGACGCAAAAUUGUAAUGUGUUUAUCGAGUCCAUAUUAUCUACUCUUGACUUCAUUGCCGGCUCUGUUCACUGGCGGUGGCUUUGGCUCAAUAAUGGCAGUCUAUUCUUACGCUUCAGUUCAUACAAGUGAAAAGUUUCGUUCAAUACGUUUUGCGAUCAUUGAAUUCAGCUUUUUCUUAGGCAUUCCUUUGGGAACAUACGUUGGUGGACAGCCAAACAGUGGUGAUGAGAGACAAAUACUGGUAGACAAUGAAGUACUCGACGCCAAUUCCAACAAAAGAACCACAUCUGAAGUG
Messenger RNA from Oppiella nova, 474 nucleotides. Lineage: Eukaryota; Metazoa; Arthropoda; Arachnida; Sarcoptiformes; Oppiidae. The record is from the annotation of a GenBank genome assembly.